Messenger RNA from Ipomoea nil (Japanese morning glory), 1017 nucleotides. RefSeq lists its product as uncharacterized. The record is from RefSeq and is a predicted model, not a curated record. Lineage: Eukaryota; Viridiplantae; Streptophyta; Magnoliopsida; Solanales; Convolvulaceae. The transcript has a single exon. The coding region runs from base 1 to 1017 and encodes 338 amino acids.
AUGUCGACCAACUCAUCUGAGCGCACGGUGACCACCACCACCGCCGCAGCUCUGAUCACCACCAACCCUCUCUCAUCAGCCCACCAUUUCGUGUCGAUCAAGCUGACGGCACAGAAUUUCCUUUUUUGGCGUACGCAACUUGUGCCGUUCCUCCGUGGCCAAGGUCUACUCGGCUACGUCGAUGGAGAACAUCUGUGUCCACUGGCAGUCAUCACGGCAGCAGCUCCCUCCGACGAGUCGGCCUCCGCCGGCGUCACACCAUCUGUCACGGCGAACCCAGCCCACGGCGCUGGAAUCCAGCAAGAUCAAUCGAUCUUGUCUCUCCUCAUUUCCUCCUUAUCCGACGAGGUGAUGUACCUCGCCGUCGACCGCACAACGUCAAGGGAGGUGUGGCAGUCCAUAACGGCGGCACUGGGGUCCUCCACUCGAGCACGCUGCCUUAACCUUCUAGCCCAGUUCCAAUCCCUCCGGCAGGGGGAUAGCUCGCCGGCAGAGUACCUCGGCAGGGCGCAACUCAUUGUCGAAGACCUCUCAUUGGCCGACCGGCUAAUCUCCCUGGACGAACAGAACCUCUACGUGUUUAGGGGGCUUCGUCCGGAAUAUCGCGCAAUGGCGGCUUCACUCGCUGUUUCCAGUGAGCCCGUUACCAUCCCGCAAUUGGCGGACUUCCUCCAGGCACAGCAAUUUAUUUUUGCAGAUGAUUUCACGGCGGGUGGUUCAGCUUUCCCUAGAGAUGCGCCGACUGCCAUGGUCGCUGGGCGUGGCCGGCGCAACGCUGGAGAUGGCAGCAACAGCUGCGGACGUGGUGGUUCUGAUCGCCGCAACAACCGCGGUCGAGGCGGCAAUAACCGAGGCAGAGGCGGUUCCCCCCAAUGUCAAAUCUGUAGAUCGCAUGGGCACACCGCGAUCUACUGCUUCCCGCGAUAUGCUGGGCAACCGGCUGCGAAUGUGGCAGUGGCCGAGCUAUCCUUACCUUCGCCUGGCUUUUUAAUACUCCACCGUCAUACACGUUUCUAA